This is a messenger RNA of Hymenoscyphus albidus, 1242 nucleotides long. The record is from the annotation of a GenBank genome assembly. Lineage: Eukaryota; Fungi; Ascomycota; Leotiomycetes; Helotiales; Helotiaceae.
AUGCACCCUCUGGCUCGCACUGUCCCCAGGUUCCUUUUUGAAUCCGUCAACUCCUCCGCCCUUGCACGAACCUACCGAUUGUCGAAUCGGCCCUCAAUUCGACCCUCAAUCUGUGUACAAUGUAAAAUCCGCACUCAGAUCCGGCGCUAUGCCGACCCUCCAAAGCCAACAACCCCUCCGUCAUCCCAACCUUCUUCUGAAUCCGAAUCUUUGAGCGCAUCCCCAAUAGCAGAAGAUACUUCAACCGACCUUCCAUCCGCAGAAGACAACCGUCGAAGCGAUGUCACGAAACGCUUCUCCCAUGUUAUGGACCACCUCCAGGGCAACAUCUUCAUUGCCUCUCAGCGCAUCAAUGACCUCACAGGCUACUCCGGUAUCGAGGCCCUCAAAGUGCGCAUCACCGAGCUGGAGAAGCGAGUAGCAGAUGCCCAAGAACUCGUACGUUCUUCGCGAAACAUAUAUAAGGCCACAGUCGCAGACCGAGCCGCAACGCAACGCGAAGUGACUGGUUUAUUGGCAAGAAAGGAUACGUGGAAUCCCACAGAUCUGGAAAGAUUUACCUCUUUGUAUCGAAUGGACCACAGCAACGAGCAGGCAGUCCAGGAAUCCGCAACGAGGCUCGCGGACGCCGAACGUGAAGCCGAGACUGCGGCUAGUAAGCUGAGUUCUAGCAUUUUGAGUCGCUAUCACGAAGAGCAGAUUUGGAGUGAUAAAAUUAGACGCAUGAGUACAUGGGGAACCUGGGGAUUGAUGGGUGUUAACGUUCUGCUGUUUUUGGUGUUUCAAUUCGGAUUCGAGCCAUGGAGGCGGAGGAGGCUGGUCCAAGGAUUUGAGGAUAAGGUCAAGGAGGCUCUGGAAAAGGAGAAAUUGAUCCAUAUUGAGGAGCUUGAACGACAAAAAGCGGAAAGCGUCUCUCUUGACGGUGCCCUUGCCGCUGGAACUCAGGGACUAGAAGAACAGGGGGAUUCCAAAGCAUCACCAGAAUCAGCUGUGGAAGCUGUGGUGGCAUUGAUCGAGGGAGAGACACCUGAGGAGGUUUCUAACACGGAUUUUGAGGCUGUGGAGAAGCCCGCAAUACUUGAUAUUAAGAAGCCAGAAACUUGGAGACCGGCUGCGGAAGAUCUGUUCAGCAAAAGACCUGUACAGAUGCGAAAACAAGACGUCACAAUUGUUGCAUUAGAAGGCGCUGCAACAGGGGUGGUGUUAACUGCCAUCAUCGCCACUCUUCUCCGCCUAUCCUAG